UGCGAGUAGCUGAACAGUUCAGUGAGAAUGAGUUUGCGAGGCAUCGGCGUUCUCCUCCGGUGUUACCUGGUGUCGGCAGCAGCAGCCAUGUACUUUGACCUCGGGGAGCAGGAGGAAAAGUGCAUCAUCGAGGAGGUUCCUGAAGACACGCUGGUCACCGGUCACUUCCUGUUGGAGCCUUGGGAUUUGAAGGCGUUCUCCCACUCGCCUCAUUUUGGCGUCACUGUGACCGUCAGAGACCCAAACGCGGAGGUUCUGAUGUCCAAACGCUACAGUAAAUUUGGUAAAUUCACCUUCACAGCUCACGCCUCUGGUCAGCACCACCUUUGCUUCCAAACCAACUCCACGAGGUUUGCCGUCUUUGCUGGAGCGAGGCUGAAGCUAAAUUUGGAUGUUCAGAUGGGAGAACACCCGAUUGACCACAACACCGGCAAGACCGAAAACAACAUGGAGAUCUUGGAGAACAGCCUGAGACAUCUCAUAGAUCAGAUGACGUACAUCACCAGGCAACAGGAGUACCAGAGGGAGAAAGAGGAGCUGUUUCGCGAGAUCAGCGAGGACACCAACGGUAAAGUGCUGUGGUGGGCCGUGGUGCAGACCUCCGUUCUGCUGUCAGUCGGUUUCUGGCAGAUGAAACGACUCAAAGACUUCUUCAUCGCCAAGAAGCUGGUCUGAUGAUUGAUAAUCAAAAACGUUUUUAGGGAGGUCAGAGGGAAAGCAGAAAGUUCCAACCAGGCAGACGCAGGUGUGAUAAGGACGAGACGUUAGAGACCCACCAGGCACCGCACAACACUCACGCUUUGUUGCUUGUGUUCACAUUAAUGUUAGGAGACCACACGUUGCAUGUGAUUGGAUCUUGUGUUGCGGCGAGAGGACCUGCUCCUCCUCGACGCCAGUUUAGGGCCAAUAGAAAUAUUUCCCUUUAUAUCUUACAAGAAAUAUAAAACAUAAUGUUCUUCGUGAUGUUAGUCGGUUGUUCUUCCGGCCGACAGAACGGCUCCUGCCUUUGCAAACGCAGCGCUGAUACUCGACCUGUGAUCUGACAAAUAAAUCUACCAGAACGAGAGAAGUUGUGUGGCUGAAUCCUUCCAGAUGUCCCCAACCGGGCGUCCAAUUUUUGAUCACGUUCGUUCGCUUCGUGCGUUCUUUCAUGAUGACCUCUGACCUAGGUCACCGGUGACCUCUCGGUCCAUGACACAAACUCUACGCCUUUUAUCAAUUUAAAAUCAAAAAGCACAUAGAAUUAAAAACUGAACCUGGCCAAAAUAAUGUUGCAAGGAUUUGCGACGAAUGAAAAAAAAACACCAGCACCACUUUAAAAAUGUUUUGUUUGUGUAUAAACUGGAGAAUCUUGCCAGAAAGUACUAUAUUUCUAAAGGGUUCUUAUAAACGCGUUCUAGUCUCAUGAAGCCACAUUGCAUUAGGGUGGAUUUAACUGUAGUAUCUGUUAUACUGUUUAAACUGCUGUAAACAUGUAUAAAUG
This is a messenger RNA of Gasterosteus aculeatus aculeatus (three-spined stickleback), 1483 nucleotides long. Its product is annotated as transmembrane emp24 domain-containing protein 11. The record is from RefSeq and is a predicted model, not a curated record. Lineage: Eukaryota; Metazoa; Chordata; Actinopteri; Perciformes; Gasterosteidae.